UAUUGACUAAAGAAAUAAGAGUGGAAGUGGAGGAGUGUACCGGAUGCAUGUAAAUAUCCACGUCAACAAAAAGUAUAUUAAUGAAACAGUUAUAAGGACCAGGAGUAGCGUGAAUAUAGUCAUUGUUGGCGCCGGUUAAUGUGGAAUUGAAAGGCUGCUCAACACGGUGGUGUUUUUAGGCUAGUGUAAACAAUGACUUCCCUGACACAGAGAAACUCGGGCCUGGUGCAGAGACGGACCGAGGCCUCGCGUACCGCCGCGGAUAAGGAGAGGGGCCCCGGGGAGGAUGAGUACGACUCCCGCCGCGGAGAGGAAGAGGAGGAGGACGACAAGGGAGACUCCAAAGAAACACGACUAACUUUGAUGGAAGAGGUGCUGCUGCUCGGACUGAAGGAUCGAGAGGGUUACACAUCGUUUUGGAAUGAUUGCAUUUCAUCAGGACUGAGAGGUUGUAUGCUUAUUGAGCUGGCGUUAAGAGGACGUCUGCAAUUGGAGGCAUCUGGAAUGAGGAGGAAAAGCCUGUUGACCAGAAAGGUUUUAUGUAAAUCUGACACCCCCACUGGAGACAUGUUGCUGGACGAGGCAUUGAAACAUAUUAAAGAGACCCAGCCACCAGAGACAGUCCAGAGCUGGAUUGAAUUGCUAAGUGGUGAAACAUGGAAUCCGUUGAAGCUGCACUACCAGUUGCGAAAUGUGCGAGAGCGCUUGGCUAAGAACUUGGUGGAAAAGGGCGUUCUCACCACUGAGAAACAAAACUUCCUGCUUUUUGACAUGACCACCCACCCGCUCACCAACAACACAAUCAAGCAGCGGCUGGUGCGCAAGGUCCAGGAAGCUGUCCUGGAGAAAUGGGUCAACGAGCCCCAACGAAUGGAUAAGCGCCUGCUGGCUCUGCUGUUCCUUGCACAUUCCUCUGAUGUUCUAGAAAAUGCCUUUGCUCCUCUUCUGGAUGACCAGUACGAUCUGGCCAUGAAGAGGGUGCGGUUGCUUCUGGAUCUCGACCCCGAGGGAGAGGCUGCCAAGUCAGGUGCCAACGAGCUGGUUUGGGCGGUGGUGGCUGCUUUCACCAAAUGAACCUCCAGAGUAGAGAGAUAAAGGGACUCAACUUUGUGCUCAUGGCAUUGAACUCUGACCACUGGCCCCAAGCUUGGUUAAUUAGGUAUAAAAUUGGUGAUGGUAAUGAUGGAAAUACAAAUUAUAAAGGAGAUUAUGAUGAUGCUGAUUGCAAUGAGGACUCAUUGGAAUGGACAGCUUUUUCUCAUAGUCACGGAUUUGUCUUUGACCUUCAUAAAGAUGUUGCUGUCUUUUACAUGGCCAAUAGUUUCUACAUGAUUGCAAUUCACUGUGAGGCUUCUUGUAGUUCAUGCACUUAGAUCAUAAACAGAGUUCAUGUAAGAACAACACUGAGCAUGUUGAAGGAGGCGGUUUGUAAAGAGUCUUUUGGCCCUGUACUUGACCAUGCCACGACUCUAAUUGUAAUGCAGAUCCUGAUAGAAUUCUACAAUAAUCUAACUCUCCAUUUAUCUUUGAAUAAGGAGAUCAGCCACUACUUAAGAAUAGCCAAGCAUGAUGAUCCGUGGCCUCUCCUUGACAUGGUUAAGAAAUGAAAAGAUCCUGUUUCACUGGCUUUUCCAUAUUCAACAGGAAAUGUUCUGUGACCCUUUUGCUACCUGAAAUGGGGAAGAUCUUGAGUUGAAAGCAAAUAAAUAAUUUCACAUUUCAAAACACUGAAAUGAAAGCAUCCGUUUGUCUCCAGAGGUUUUAUCAUGAACGCUUCCUUGCAAGUAUUCUUUUCAGAAUUUAUUUCCACUCUUCAAGAAUACUCAAAGAAAACAAUGUUCUAAUGUGUGCUAAUAUUACCAGUUUUAAUUCAAAGACAUUUGCCUGGUGUUUCAUGUAUAGAAUAACUAUAACUUCAAAGCAUUGAUCGAUUGACACUGAUAGCCUUUUUGUUCUGUCCAACUUAUCAGGAAAUCCAGUUCAUCUCUUCAGUGUGGAUCAUGUUGCGAAUGCUAUUGGGUUUCUUACUAGUUUGUGACAAUUUGUGGCUGUGGUAUGUGGGUGUGUAAGUAGCCAUUCACAUCGAAAUAAAUUUUGACCGUAUGUGCUUGUUUUUUAAUUGUUUUUCUCUGUAAACAUGCGCUAGACGGACUUCAUUGACCAUUGCACCUCGUCCCACUGUUUUGUAGCACAUCAUGUUGGGAGCACCACGUUUUAGACACCGUGUCAAGUUAGAACUUCAGCUUUUAAAAACACGUCUCAAGACACCUGCGUUCUGCUCUAUUCGUAGCGUUUUAGUGCAAGAACGUGUUCAUUCUUAACGGCUCCUAAAUGCUGAGACAUUCUCUUUGCAAGUACGUGAAUACAGAGGCUUCUAGCAAUGCAAGCUUGAUUUCGUGUGUAGUUGCGUUCCAAAAAUGUGUUAGAGUGCAAUCAUAACAUAAUGAAAUUAUGCUCAGACUUUUGAAGGUAACUCUAACGCCUCCUUGAGAACUGAGGUUUGUUCCCGCCACAGUAAAACAAGAAUGCACGUUAAGCUUGUUUAGCCAGACUGAAUUCUGACAAUGCGGUGGCAAAGCGCUCGCAUCUGCAUUCACAUACUCGCGUAAAGUAUGUUUUGGCCUUAAUACGCCACAAGGCAACAUUGCACUCUCUUAUAUUUUGUAAGCCCAACUUCAAGAUAUCAGUUGCGUUAUAAGUCUUGUUUAUUUUUCAAGAAUUGCAAGUCAAACAUUAUUAGAGCUUGCAGUGACCCAACGUAAUGGAAGGCUUGUGUUAUUGAAGCCUUUCUGUUUUUGCCACUACAUUUAUGUAACUGUCUCUUAACACACACAUGGUUUUGUUCAUGUCAUAAUCUCUUCUCCUCUCUCUCUCUCUCUAUUUCCAGUUUGUAUACUAUGAUUUUAAUCAAUUUAUUUUGUUCCUUCCUUUAACUAUUAUUAGCUCAAUAUUACAUGGAGUCGUCAGCCAUGUUUUGCCAUGUCUGGUGUUUUUUUGGUUGUCUCUUGUCCUGAAAGAGGAUGGGUAAAGAAUGGGAUAGGGACAUGCCCUUGACCAUGUUGACUACUGUUAGUAAACGAUACUUAAAGAACUGUAGAGAGAUGUGGAAUGGAUGCCCUGAUUUGUACAUGUGCUUUUUACCAUAUAAUAAAGAAAUAUCUAAGUGCCUGG
This is a messenger RNA of Myxocyprinus asiaticus (Chinese sucker), 3171 nucleotides long. RefSeq names its product Golgi phosphoprotein 3-like. The transcript is spliced from 4 exons. The record is from RefSeq and is a predicted model, not a curated record. The coding region runs from base 193 to 1074 and encodes 293 amino acids. Gene Ontology annotation, biological process: retrograde vesicle-mediated transport, Golgi to endoplasmic reticulum; Golgi to plasma membrane protein transport; Golgi vesicle budding. Gene Ontology annotation, molecular function: phosphatidylinositol-4-phosphate binding. Gene Ontology annotation, cellular component: trans-Golgi network; Golgi cisterna; cytosol. Lineage: Eukaryota; Metazoa; Chordata; Actinopteri; Cypriniformes; Catostomidae.